This is a messenger RNA of Symbiodinium necroappetens, 854 nucleotides long. Lineage: Eukaryota; Dinophyceae; Suessiales; Symbiodiniaceae. The record is from the annotation of a GenBank genome assembly.
AUGCAAGUAAAGGUUGUGCUCCCGAGUGGAGAGGUCAAUGUGCCGGUAGAACCCAACUCCACCCCUGGACACCUGAAGGAAAACCUAAAGUACAGCAUCCGCGCGCCUCCAAAGCAGAUCAAGCUUACUUGCGAAGGUCGCGAACUUGAUGAUAUCAAGCCACUCGCGGGUGAGCCGAACAAUGUCGCAGAUGGCGCUGUGCUGGUCGCAGAGAGACGAGAAGGUGUGGUGGAGGAUGAGUCCUUCUCACCGAAAUCCUCCCCGCCUCCGGCAAUGAUCCGCAAGGAGGAGCCUCCAAAGCCCAAGAAGCCCAAAAAGGAUGUGGUGAGGCCAACUUUGUCCGAGGGAGAUGUCAAGAAAGAGAAGACCCUCUCACCAGGACACCAAGGUUGGGCAGUUAAGUCUGCAUACCUGGAGGCAAAAUCAAAGAAGCGACACAUGGCCUAUCUGAAGAUUGAGAACUGCGAGGAAAAGAAGGCUUACCCAGAACACGAGGACUUCUCAGUUGUGUUGUGUUUGGGAGAUCCGCAGUGCUCGCCGGUGUGGACGGCGGUCGUGCAGCAGUUGGAGAUCGGCGAGAGAGCUAGCUUCACGCUCUCGCGGAAGGUUCUGGACUUCAACCCGGAAAGCCUUGCUCCAGAUGACUUCUGCUCCACAUGGGAGGUGGAGCUGAUCCGGGUGGUGGAAGUUGAGGACGUUGCUGAGGACUUCCAGCAGCUGCUAGAAAUCGAGAGCACUGGCGGGAAAGAUCGGGCGGAGGACUUGGAUGCUGCGGCUGUGCACUGGCGUGUUCGGAGGUGGAUGCCCGAGGGCACAUUUUGCAUCGCCAGCAGCCGGGAACGAAUUGCCAUUCU